CUCCCCUUCCCCGCUCAGUCCACUUGGAGAUUUCUUGGCUUUUGUUGUUUUUGUCGCAAUUCGCUCACAAAAAACAAGAUUUAUUUGUUUCCACCACGUGAAGCCGCUUGGCUAAGAGCUUUAAAACCCGCGGACGGUUAACAGAGUGAGGAAAAGGAGCCGAGGAGAGCGGGAAACAUGCGUUUAAUCCACAACAUGACGACCAUCGCGGAGUGCUCAACGCCGGACUGCUCGCCACCCAACCGGGCGAUCAAAAUCGCCGUGAUCGGAGGUGGCGGCGUGGGCAAAACCGCGCUCGUUGUUCGCUUCCUGACGAGGAGGUUUAUUGGGGACUACGAGAGGAAUGCUGGCAACCUGUACUCCAGAGAGGUCCAAGUGGACGGCGAGCAAGUCAGCCUCCAGGUUCAGGACACGCCCGGCGUUGAGAUGAGCGACAACGGCGCGGUCCUGUCCGACCACGUGUCGUGCUCGCUGCAGUGGGCCGACGCGGUGGUGCUGGUGUACUCCGUCACGGACCGCCGCAGCUUCGACCUGGUGUCGCAGUUGCAUCAGCGGGUGGCGCAGUGCGGUAGCGGCGGGCCCCCCGUGGUCCUGCUGGCCAACAAGGCGGACCUGGUCCACCUGCGGGGCGUGGACCCCCAGCAGGGCCCCCUGCUGGCCGGCGCGCUGGGCUGCGCCUUCUACGAGGUGUCGGCCAGCGAGGACUACAGCCAGGUCCACGAGGCCUUCCACCGGCUGUGCUGUCAGCUGGCCAAGCGGCGCCCGCCCGCGUCGCAGCCCGCCGAGAAACGGCGGCCCAAGUCGCCCAACAUGCAGGACCUGAAGCGGCGCUUCAAGCAGGCGCUCUCCGCCAAGGUCCGGACGGUCACAUCCGUGUGAGGGAUUUUUUUUUUUUUCCUUUUCCUCCCCCCGUUUUCUGAGAAGAUGCUUCUCAAGUGACGUCCUGAACGAGGACGACCACGACGACGAGUGUGGGGCGGUCUUCCGGUUUUGCCUCUGGAAAGGCGGCGGGCCGUUCCUCCGGACUGCUCCGCCACCACGCACGCGAACACGCACACAAGGUGGGACACAAAAUGGCGGCAGGGCGUAGUAGCAUGGCGGCGUUGCGAUCACUGAUGCACUUUAAACACUGUGGGGCCCAACGGCCUGUUGUUGUUGUUGUCGGUGGCGGUUAUUUAUUUGUCGACGGUUCACAUGGUUUGUGUUCACAAUAAAAGGAUGAAUAUUA
Syngnathoides biaculeatus (alligator pipefish) is the source of this 1228-nucleotide messenger RNA. It is a transcript of the gene rasl11b, whose product is annotated as RAS-like, family 11, member B. The record is from RefSeq and is a predicted model, not a curated record. The coding region runs from base 178 to 879 and encodes 233 amino acids. The transcript is spliced from 4 exons. Lineage: Eukaryota; Metazoa; Chordata; Actinopteri; Syngnathiformes; Syngnathidae. Gene Ontology annotation, molecular function: GTPase activity; GTP binding.